Molecule: messenger RNA, 4444 nt
Organism: Schistocerca nitens (vagrant locust)
Lineage: Eukaryota; Metazoa; Arthropoda; Insecta; Orthoptera; Acrididae
Gene: Alg10
Product: putative Dol-P-Glc:Glc(2)Man(9)GlcNAc(2)-PP-Dol alpha-1,2-glucosyltransferase
Exons: 5
Coding region: 57-1508 (483 amino acids)
Biological process (GO): dolichol-linked oligosaccharide biosynthetic process; protein N-linked glycosylation
Cellular component (GO): endoplasmic reticulum
Molecular function (GO): dolichyl pyrophosphate Glc2Man9GlcNAc2 alpha-1,2-glucosyltransferase activity
Source: RefSeq, a predicted model, not a curated record
GUGGUGUUUGAACGUGUGAUUGUUGGCGGUUGGUGACGUUACAGAAAUACGGAAAAAUGGGUUUGUGGAAGAGUAUAAUAAAUCGCAUGUGGAAUGUGUAUUCUGUGUGGUUUGUGUUUAGCGUGUACACAUUGUUAAUAUUUGAGAGACUGCACAAAGUGCAUCCUAUCCCACUUGUUGAUGAGGUGUUUCACAUACCCCAAGCUCGGAAUUACUGUGAUGGCAAUUUCCUGCAGUGGGAUCCUAAAAUAACAACACUCCCUGGACUGUACGUGUUUUCUGUCAUUUACCUCAAGAUUGCUGGAUUGUUUAUGGGGCAAGAUUUUUGUGACGUACAUGGUCUUCGUGUCUUUAAUGUUUUCCUCUGUCUUGCUAAUUUUAUCCUGAUUUACAAACUACAACGACAGAUAAGCACCUUGGGGAGGUGGUGUGAUGGCAGGAAAUGUUUGGCAGAUGAGUGCAAAUGGAGGGAUCUUGCCACAGCUUUGAAUAUGUCCCUGUUUCCUGUUCUCUACUACUUUGCAUUCUUUUACUACACUGAACAGUUAUCAACUUUUACUGUGUUACUGACGUAUUCAUUGUCACUUACUGAAUAUACCAAAGAAUCUGCCAUAAUGGGUGUUAUAUCCAUCUUUGUGCGUCAGACCAAUGUGAUAUGGAUAGGAUUCAUACUCCUGAUUAAACUCUUCAGUUUACUCCAGCGUGAUAUGGUAGCUGUUGGACAGUACGUGAAUGUGUUAAAAGAUGAAGAGUUCUUUCAAAUGGUGACGGCAUUGAUCUACCAUCCACUUUACUCCUGGUGGAAGAGGCGGCAAGCUUUUAUCACGUUAAUUUCAAACUAUGUUGUAAAAAUGCGCCAUUAUUUGAUAGUGUGUGUCAUUUUUAUGAUAUUUGUCGUGAUUAAUGGAGGUAUAGUUGUCGGUGACAAAUUGGCCCAUGUUCCGGUCUUACAUUUAUCCCAGAUGCUGUACUUUAUUCUGUUUGCAUCAUCUUUUUGUAUGCCUUAUUUUAUAAUUUUGGGCGCCUCAUUCAAGAGCUGGCUGAGACAACAUUAUAUAAUUGCAGCAAUAUUUUUAGUUCUGUGUGCAGUAGUGGUACGCUAUUACACAUUUGUGCAUCCUUACCUCCUGGCUGAUAAUAGACAUUAUGUUUUCUACAUUUGGAAGUUAUUGUAUGAACGCAAUCCAAUGAUAAAGUAUUUUUUAAUUCCAAUUUAUUUGUAUGGAGGAUAUUGUAUAACAUACUUUCUUGAUACACAUUCAUUUGCAUAUAAGCUGUCAUACUUAAUUUGUGUAUUCUUAAUUUUGGUACCACAAAAGCUUCUAGAAUUUCGUUAUUUUAUUUUACCAUUCUUAAUAUUUCGCUUGAAUGUUUAUCCAAAGUAUCGGUGGCAGUUGUGGUUAGAGUUUUUUAUGUAUGCCAUUAUCAACUUGUCAACAUUUUAUUUAUUUCUGACUCGUGAGAUUCGUUGGGACGACAUUGCUGAAGUUCAAAGACUUAUGUGGUAAAUGUGACAUCUUCAAUUGAAGAAAGACUGAACUGUAUUUGAUUUCACCAGUUCUGUAUUGUAUGGUUGAAAUGUACAACAGCAGCUGUUUAGAACUAGAAAAUUUAAUAUGUUUCUACUUUCAGAUAUUAUUGCCAAACAUAUUUGAUACAUCGUAAGAAAAAAAGGAAGAAAUGUACUAUGUGGUAUGCUCCUUCAGUGCAGUUAUAGAUGUUAAGUGUGUUGCCACUCUAGGCAUUAAAUGUAUACUGCCUAGUCACCUGGCUGUGUUCGUGAUCUCAUUUUGUUUUAAGAGUUUUCUUUGUGGGUAUAUAUAGGUACUUUAAGGUUAGGUAGUAUCGGGCAGUGACCAGUGAUUUUUAAACCAAUGAUAUUUGAGAAUUAUAUGUGAUAUCUCUGUGAGAAUUUGUAAGUGAUACUGAAUUACACAGUUUUGGGACCAAUUUCUUUGAUAGAUCCUAGUGUGGUUGAGAGGACAGUAUGUGUGAAGUAUUCUCACAUUAAUAGAAGUAGUUCAACUGUGGUCUGUUAAAAAUUCUGAGGUUUUCUUGACUGUUGUAAUGCUACACUUUUUGUGGCCGAAACUUCUCUCUCAAACUUUAUAUAAAGGUGUCUUUGUGUUUAAAUUCAUCUCUAUGAGAAAUAAAAACCUGAGAAUGUGCAAAGGCCAUCAGAGUGCAUAGGGUGCAGAAAACGUGAACUACUACAUCAUAAAUAUUGAACAUUAUUGAUGUAAUAAAAGUUCUCAGCUGCACUUGUUUGGAAAGCAGUCACUACUAGUCUUGGUAUGCGAAGAGUUGCAUGCAGUUAUAAGUAUCAGAUGAUACAUCACAACCGAAGCAAUAAAUUUAAUUUAGUGGACGUUAGCAUUAUUGAAUUUGUUCCAAAUGAACAUAGAUAAUGAGGUGUCAGUGGUGUAUAUUUGGCAAGAAAAAUUUGAUUACUUAUAGUUAUCUUUCAGUUAGUGUUUUUACUUUUCUGUUUUUAUCAGUCUAUUGCCAGUAGUCAUGGAGUUAUUCUGUACACUAUAUUACUUCAUUACAUGACAUAAGCCGAGUUACAUAGUACCUGCCCUGUAUUAUGGAGUAAGUCUCACUGUUUCUUUUUGUGUAUUGUUUCAGAAUUUGUGCAAUGACAUAUACAGUGUACGCUGAUUUUGGGGAAAGCAUUUUUCAUCAAAUAUUUCCUUAUAUUUUGUACUUAUUUCAGCAACCAUAAUUGUUUUUGUACUUCAUUUUAUUGGUAACCAUUGUAUUCUCUCCCUCGAUUUCACUGUAGUUACUGCCAUAUUUAUUAUUAUUAUUAUUAUUAUUAUGUAUUCACCCACCACAAUUUCUGUAAAAUCCUUAAAUAUUACACCGAACUAUUGAUCCAUCUAUUACAUAGGCAUUUAAUUGUCAUUGUUGCUGUUGGCAGUGUGGCUUGCUUUUAUAGUUCCUUCCUUGUAACUCUUCACUGUUCAUAUUUGUUACAUGUUGUGGAAGUUGCUCUGCUGUAGCAAUUAGUGUUGCAUUAAGAUUAUGCCAAGUAAAUAUUGUGAAUUUUUAGUUCUGUAAAAGACACGUGUAUUUUAUCAUUCUUUGUAAAACUAGCAGUUUUCUACCCAACUGCCUUACCAAAGGUUUCGAGGAAAGAAAUUUUUAGUGUUACAAAAUUUGUUUAAAAACAUUCUUGUUUGAGUUAAUAAAGUGUUUCCUCCUUUUUAUUGCAUUGUAUUUGUGUGUUGUUAUGUAGAAAAAAUAGGCUCAGAAAUUUGGAUACUUUUGGUGACUGUGUUGGUUUGCGAUAUAACAGGUGAUUCUACCUGUUAAAUGUUUUAGACAAUUAACUGGAACUUUUGGUGCUUAUCCCUUUCUUUCCUGUUUCUCCUUUUCUUGCAGAAUAAGAACGAUUGAAAUACAUGCUAUUAAUUGACCUGCAAUGUGAUCAACAUUCAUUCCAUCUAGUUAUUAGUGAUUUUAAAAGUAUUUGUCAUUAUAGGUCUCUUAUUAAAUUGAGACAAAAUUUAUGUACUGUGUAUUAUAAUAAUAUUGAACAGACACUCUGAAAAUCAUUUAUAACAUGGAAAUGUGUAUAAUUGUAAUAAAAUAUUUGGAAAGAGUGAUUUUAUAAUUUUUUGUGGUUUUUUGUAGUAGUAAAGUGUUUCUGGUGUUCUGUGGAGCAAUGCCCUUCAUAGAGUUUUGGCAAAAAACUGUGGAAAUGAAAACUUGUAUUGUUGUCCUUGGCAGUUCUUAAUGAAACUCACCGUUCUUCAACCAGUUACCCAUAAACAUUGUUCAUCAAAAGUUAGCAGGGACCAAUACCAUAUGUCAGUUCCUGGCACUGGAUGUUCUAUGUCUGCUUCUUACAUUUUAAGUGACGCUUCAGGUACCUUUUAAUCAUUCCUGGCACACAUAAUGAUGCCAGGCUUGGUUAUGAUUCUUGAUAAGUGGUGAUAUACUGUUUUCAACAUGAUACAUGUGUUUAUAGAAAUCUCCCCCCCUCAUCUCUCUCUCUCUCUCUCUCUCUCUCUCUCUCUCUCUCUCUCUCUCUCUUUGUGCUGUGUGUGUGUGUGUGUGUGUGUGUGUGUGUGUGUGUGUGUGUGUGUGUGUGUACUUCUUACUUUAAUGAUACAUGUGGUUGUGAUUACUAGUGUUACUCAUUGUUAUUACAGUAAUAACUCAAAGCAGUGCAUAUUUAUGAAGAUAAUUCAUAAUUGAACUUUCCAGCUGAAGUGAAUUAAUAUUUUCAGUUAUUUGUCUUAAUUUGAGGCUACCACAAGUUGUAUUGAAAAUUUCUGAAAAUUCAUUGGAUAUAAAUUCACUUGGAGUUACUUUCAUAUUUAUUUCUGUAAUUAUUUCAUAAUCUAGUGUUAAUUCGUGAUGUUAUGUGUGCAAUAUUGUAUUGUUGUAUCUCUUGAACCCUCCUGAAAAAGUAACUAAAUUUCUUGUGCAAUGU